CGCCGUGUUCUCAAGCGCGGCAGUUAACUUGAAAAUUAUUUUAAUUUUUUCUUUUUAAUAUUCACUUACACACAUAUAUACAAGAAAAAAAAACAUACACAUUUUUUAAAGUGUAUAUUUUUCAUGUCCACGUGACUUGUUUUAGUUAGCAAGUCUUCACACAAUUAUGGCACAAUUUAUUUACUAGUCAUAUUUUUAUCCCUGUUGCCUUUUUUUUAUUGCAUCAUUAUCAUCAAAUUUAACAUCAUGACAAAGGCAUCAAUUUUAAUGGGAUGGAUAUUUUUCCAAUUGAUGAUAUCAAGUGGUUGGACAUUUUUUUGCAACCACAUUCCUCCCCAUGGAUUUGAAACACCACGUACACAAUUGGAUGAUGAAUUUCAAAUUGUUAUGAGUAAUGUCAAUCGCACCGACUACUUUCAAAGUUACAUGCCACGCACCAAUUACAUGUUAACUAUUGAGAGCGGAGACAGUCAAGGUCCAGCUCACAAAUUUUCCAGUUUUUUUAUCAUAGUCGCAAAUGAAAAUGAAACACUCGACAGUGGAACAUUAAUAGUUAUUGAUGAGACUUUAUCAAAAUAUUCGGAAAAAUGUGAAAAUGCAAUUAUUGAAACAGCAAAAUUGCCAAAAGAAUCAGUUUCUAUAAUUUGGAGAAGUCCAGUUGAAGAUAGUGGUUGCGUCAGAAUCAGGGCGCUAGUGGUGGAGACGCCUGAAACAUGGUACAUGGAAGAAGACGAUGCAAAUGAAAAAUUAUCGAUACGCAUGUGUCCGAAUCCUAAAGCAGAAGAGGAUGAACAAGGUGAAAUUCUCGAUAAAUGUUGCGCCUGUGACGAAGCUAAAUAUGAAGUUGCUUUUGAAGGUCUUUGGUCACGGAAUACUCAUCCAAAAGAUUUUCCAAGCAAAGCCUGGCUCGCUCGAUUCUCGGACGUAAUUGGCGCAUCGCACACAGCAAAAUAUCGUUUUUGGUCCUAUAAUGGAAAUGCAAGCGAGGGAUUAAAACAAGUGGCUGAACAUGGUUCAACACGUGUCCUUGAAUCGGAAUUAAAAGACCAGAGUGAACAUAUAAGAACGAUUAUCAAAGCGAGAGGAAUCAGUUAUCCAAACGUGACUGGAAAGACUUUUGCUGUUUUUCGAGUGGAUAGGAAGCACCACUUAAUGUCGCUAGUCUCCAUGAUUGAUCCUUCGCCUGAUUGGUUCGUAGGAGUUUCAGGCCUGGAGCUUUGCUUGCCUAAUUGCACUUGGAUAGAGCAAAAGCAAUACAAUUUAUACCCGUACGAUGCGGGUACAGAUGAAGGAAUCACUUAUUUGGCCGACGAUGUGCCAACGAUUCCUCAACAAGUCAUACGUCGCAUCACUACAUCAUUUCCAAAUGACAGUGGAUCACCUUUUUUCGAUCCAUUUAACAGUGACAUGAAACCAAUGGCGAAACUUCAUAUAAGUCGUCAAAGAAUUUACGAAAAAGUUUGUGAAGGCAUGCCACAAAAACCAUCAAAUUCAGGUGGUCGACAUAAAAAAUCUAAAAAUAAAGCUUGCAGAAUGACAUCGUGGGGAGAAUGGGGCAAUUGUUCAGUUAAUUGUGGUCAAGGAACAAGCUUAAGACAAAGGCACUUUAUUGACAAUUAUGCAGCAACAAAAACAAAUUGUAAAGAAUCUCAAUCAGAUAGAAAAAUUUGUUAUGGUGGAGGAGGGCCAUGUGAACUGUCAGCAAAAGAUGCGGCAAUUCUCAAUAGUAAAGAAUGCGAAUUGGAACAAUGGACUUCGUGGAGUGAAUGUUCAUCAUCGUGUGCACCAUCGGUACAAUCACGAAAACGUAAUUUUAUCUAUAAAAAACAUCAGAAACAUUGUAGAAAUGUUUCAAAACCACCACGUUUAGAACAAACACGAAAUUGUAAUCUUCCACCAUGUCAACAAUGCGAGGAAGAACCUUGUGAGGAGGUAAGAACAUCUGUCGAAUCCAGUGACAUUGAAACUGUCACUGAAAUUACAACUGAAAAUUAUGACAAUCCUGAGGAUGAUAAUGGUGAAGAUGAUGAUUCGGAAGAGGAAGUGGAGAUAAUCGAGGAAUGGCGAGAGCUCUGUCCAAACUCACGAUUUUCCGAAUGGUCUCUUUGGUCUCCAUGCAGUUCAAGUUGUGGACCAGGUGUUACAAUGCGUUCUCGAAUAAUUGAAAAAAAUUUUAAUAAUGUGGGAGAAGAAGUACAGGACAGUGGAGAUGAAGAAGAUAAUCUUCAGGAAUGUACAGUCCAACAGUCUGCGUGUACUGCGAAAAUAAGCAGUUGUGAUUUCACUCCAGAAGAAGCUAAAGAAAUAUGUCUCGAGCCUAAGGAUGCUGGCACUUGUUCGGCGAAUAUUAUUCGUUUUUAUUACGAUAAAGACGCUGGUGUUUGUAAGCAUUUUAGUUAUUCUGGUUGCGAAGGAUCUAGAAAUAAUUUUCCAACGGAUAAAGAUUGUCGUGAAUUUUGCAAAGUAAUUCAAAAGGAUAUCAAAACGAAUCAUUCAAGUUCUACAAAACACUUUCAAGUUUCAAUCAGCAGUGUUCUUAGUUACCAUAUUCCAAUUCAAGAGCAACGCAGUGCAAAAUCAAAACGCGCCAAAACUGGUUCAGAAAUAUCUAAUGAAGAAUUUAAUGGAUUACAAACUGGAAGUCAAGUAAUUGAAGCCACUGAAGAAUAUGGAGGAAAAGUAGAUUGUGUUGUUAGCGAAUGGAGCAAAUGGUCUGAAUGCUCGGGUUGUAGUGAUGAUUCAUUCAGUUUUCGUGAAAAAAAGACGGAAGCACGAAAUGGCGGGAGAAAGUGUCCAAAAAAAUUAACAAAAAAGAAAAAAUGCAACAAAUCACCAGCCUGCUUGGCUGAAAAAAGUGUCAUGAAUAUAAGACGCCGAAGUAAAGACGAUGAUCCAAUGAUGGAAGAAUAUACUAAUGACGAAAUGUCUGUUGAUUGUCAAGUAAGUCAAUGGUCCAGAUGGUCAAAGUGCAGUGCCACAUGUGGAGAUUCUGUACAAUAUAAAACAAAAAAAAUUAAAGUUCAACCGAAAAAAAAUGGAAAAUUAUGUCCACCACUUGUCGAAUUUCGUGAUUGUUCGAAACCAGAAUGUCCUUAUAAUUUUUAACUGUCUAUAAUCAAAUUAUCUUUAAAAAAAAAAAAAAUGAAAACGAUUUCAUUCAAUUUUCAGAAUAAUUUUUCAAAAUAAAAUCGUAGAAUUUUUUUUUGAAAUGUUCUUUAAUAAAAAACAAAAUUUAUACUAUUCUAAUGAAUAUCAAUUAAAAAUGUUAAAUAUUUAUCUAAAAAACUGGUUAAUCUAAGAAAAAAAUUUUUAGGUUUCUUAAACUGGGGAAAAUUUACUAUUGAUAGAUGUAGACUAAAAUGAAAAUUCAUAAUAAGGGUACGGUCACAUUAUCUCAUGCAUGCACUAUGGAUGCAUGCAGAAACAUUUGUCCGGUCACAGUUCAACGAAAUCUAGUGAAUGUUUAGUAACUUUCUAGUUACAACCGAAAUUUUUGGAAAAUUACUAGAAAUAAGUUACUAAACAUUCACUAGAUUUCAUUGAAGUGUGACCGGCCAAAUGUUUCUGCAUGCAUGCAUGAGAUAGUGUGACCGUACCCUAAGUAGUAUCUUCGUAAAAAAUAAAAUGACCGCAAUUUUUGAAAUUGGAAAUAAUAUAUUUUAUACUGAUGCAAAACAUUAUUCACGACUAAAUAUGAUUGUAUUUUUUAUGUAAUUUCUUUGAUUAAUUACAAAAUCUGUUUUAUAUACCCUUUUAAAAAUACAACAAUUUUUUAAAAUCAUUUUUUAAUACAUUUUAAAUAUAAUUUGGAAAAAAUUUUUUUUUAAAAAUAUUUUAGAUUACAAUUUAGAGAGUGUAAUAAAGUAAAAUAAGUUUUAAGAAAAAUUAUUCAAUUAAAUGUACAACUAUUUAGAUGUUACUUAUGCUAACAAACACAAUAUAACUUUUAUGUAUGUGACACACUCUGAAGAAAGGGUCCUAAGAAGAAAACGGAAGGUUGCCAUUGUCUCAACUCGCCAUUUGACAUAAUUCUCGUCAACUACUGCACCCUGCUCUAGUAAAACUUCAGUGAUAUUAUUAUUAAAAUUAAAAUUUACUAGAAAGUUACUAAAUUUUCACUAGAGCAGGGUGCAGUAGUUGACGAGAAUUAUGACAAAAAUGGCGAUCUUCCAAACGAAUUAUAGGUUACGUUUAGAAUAAUUUUACCUUGAUUUGCAGUUCCUUUUUAUUUAUGUAAAAUCAAAAUCAGAUUUUAUUAAAAAUUAAUCCCCUUUGUGUAUUUUCACUUAAAAAUUUUAAAACAUAACCUACAAUUUUUUUGCAUCUUAGCCCCCUUUCUUCAGAGCGCGUCAUUUAUAUAUAUCGAUAUAUAAUAUAAACGAAAUACUCAAAUUCCAAAGAAUGUAAAAUUAAUUUUAGAAUAAGAUUUAUGUAAUUAUGUUAUACGAGAGAGAAAUUUCAAUUUUAGCGUGUAAAAAGAAUGGAGUUUAAAAAUGAUAAACAAAAUUUUAUUUUAUGUUAGAUUUCUUUCAAACUGUUUUUAUUAUAAUUUGUUAAUGAUGUUUAGAGGCCUUUUACAGUUAAGAUGUUUAUUUAUUGUUUGACAUAAAGUUGUUACAACAUGUUUCGGCUAUUUAGCCCUCAUCAGGUAAGUCAAUGCACUUUUUUUCUUUUUAAAUAAUUAUAAGUAUAACAAACAAACAUAAGACAAAUACGUAAGUAAAACAAAAUCUGUAAUAAAAGGAUUUCGAUGUUAUUUAUUAAAUUAUUAAAAUUGAAAUAGAGAAUUAAAUUAUUAAAAUUAAUAAAAUUGAAAUAGAGAAUUAAAUUAUUAAAAUUAAAAGAAUAAAAGACUCACCACGUGUUUGAUCACAUUAUUUUAAUUUAUUAUUUUGAUUUAAAUAAUUAAAAAAAAAAAAAAAAAAAAAAAAAAUUAAAAAUUGAAAAAAUUAGAAAUUUUGAAAAAAUUCAAAUUUAAGAAUCCAUGGUGAAUGAAUAUUUCAUGGUGUUCCAUGGUAAUAUAGAUGUUAUGGCAGAUUUCGAAAAAGUGAAAGGAAAAAUGUUUGAGGUUAUGAUAAAAAGUUAAAAAAAAUCCCUGUGUUAUCAUGUAAAAUAUUAAUUUGAGUUUAGAAGAUUGAUGAUAAAAUAGAGUCCUAUAUUAACCUAUGUAGAAUUAAUGUGGUAAUUUUGAAAAUUUAGAAGAAUUCGAAAAAUUAUAUUGGAGAAUCCGUUAUUAUUGAAAAAUAUAUUUUGCUUAGAUUUUGUGUGUCUGUAUUAAAAUUUACAUGGUUUAAUUUAUUACUUUGGAUGUGUAUCAUUUCUAAAAAUUUUCUUUUAUAAUUAUUUUCUUCUGUUUCUAAUACUUUGGGGUGUUCAAAAUCAAAAUUAUGUUUUGUAUUGUAAGUGUGAGACGAUAGACCUGUGUUUGUUGAUUUGUGAGAAAUAUCUCUUUUAUGUUCAUUAAUUCUAUCUGAUAAAUGUCUACGGGUUUCUCCAAUAUAACUCUUAGAGCAAUUUUUACAUGGGAUUUUAUAAAUGCAAUUAAUGUGAUCAAAAACUGUAAGUAUGUCUUUGAAGAAUUAUAAAAUUAUAAAAGAAUUAUAAUAAUUAUAAAAGAAAAUUUUUAGAAAUGAUACACAUCCAAAGUAAUAAAUUAAACCAUGUAAAUUUUAAUACAGACACACAAAAUCUAAGCAAAAUAUAUUUUUCAAUAAUAACGGAUUCUCCAAUAUAAUUUUUCGAAUUCUUCUAAAUUUUCAAAAUUACCACAUUAAUUCUACAUAGGUUAAUAUAGGACUCUAUUUUAUCAUCAAUCUUCUAAACUCAAAUUAAUAUUUUACAUGAUAACACAGGGAUUUUUUUUAACUUUUUAUCAUAACCUCAAACAUUUUUCCUUUCACUUUUUCGAAAUCUGCCAUAACAUCUAUAUUACCAUGGAACACCAUGAAAUAUUCAUUCACCAUGGAUUCUUAAAUUUGAAUUUUUUCAAAAUUUCUAAUUUUUUCAAUUUUU
Molecule: messenger RNA, 6012 nt
Organism: Leptopilina boulardi
Lineage: Eukaryota; Metazoa; Arthropoda; Insecta; Hymenoptera; Figitidae
Product: spondin-1-like
Exons: 17
Coding region: 247-3105 (952 amino acids)
Biological process (GO): cell adhesion
Cellular component (GO): extracellular matrix
Molecular function (GO): serine-type endopeptidase inhibitor activity
Source: RefSeq, a predicted model, not a curated record